Molecule: messenger RNA, 1332 nt
Organism: Colletotrichum chrysophilum
Lineage: Eukaryota; Fungi; Ascomycota; Sordariomycetes; Glomerellales; Glomerellaceae
Exons: 1
Coding region: 1-1332 (443 amino acids)
Source: RefSeq, a predicted model, not a curated record
AUGUUCUCUCCACGCGCAAUUUUCCGUUUUAUUUACGGCAGCUUCUACUUCGUCCUAUGCUUCCUCCUCGCCGCCCUCCUCCUCGUCACCCCGGGCGACACUAUAUACCAGGCUUACUCCAACAACCAACCAUACAACAUAUGGAUCAUCGCCGCGACCCUCACUCUCGUCCUUCUCAUCGUAUCCUUCAUCUAUGCGACGCGGUUGUAUCUGAACAAGACCAUCCUCGCAUCGAUACCGAAACCAUGGGUCCCCAUCGAAAGGGGCGACGUGAACAAGAAGGUUCACGAAAUGAUCACAGCGGACCUCAAACGCAGCGCAGCAAUCGCCUACGAUGCGAGACCCCGAGUCGAGACCAAUGCGCUGGGCAGCGAGGCCGAUGAAACGGUUGCAGAGAAAACCUACAGCGGAGGCAGCGAAGGCAAGAGAAGGUUUCAACUCGUGAGUCUGAAGAAACCCGCCACGACAGAGAAGGACACAGGCAUAGCACUGCCUCCUCGACGACCAGUCUGGGGCGAAAUCGAACACUACGGCUGGUCGUCUCCCAACUCCCUCGAUCUUCCCGAUCUACAAUACAGCACCGUCCUCUCCGAACUACCGAACCUCAUCGAGGCGAAGGCGCUUACGUCUGCGCCCCCCGAUCCAAAAUCCUCGACUAUCCCCCCGUUGCUCGAUCCCGAUGCCGUAGCACUUCUGCAGCGACCUCUGCAAAUGGGGUUGCGCGAUUACUUCGGACACCUGGCUGAGCUGGGUGUCAUUUCGCUUAACGCGACGACCGCAGACUUCCUGGCCGCUUAUGAAUAUGCGCGAUUCUCCACCCGGCCAAUAUCGAAUGCACGGUUUCGCGAGUUAAUGCACUUAUUUGCCGCUAUCCUCCGAGGCAUGCGACCUCUAGAUCCAACCAUGUUAGGCUUUGCGGAUGAGCCCAGCGAAGAGAGCGAUAUCGAUAACGACGCGCCCAUGGGCACAAACCCGACUACGCCUCGAAGCACCCUGUCCCGUUCCGCAACGCAGAGCACACAAGGCUCCUUUCAAAAGAAGAGGGUGCCGCAGAUGGAUGCGCGCAACUCUUCAGCACAUACUUGGCUUCAAUACCGUACAGCACCUGCAACACCAAAUAUAGGUACCCUAGGCGGUGCAAUAUCCAGAUCAUCGAGCUUAAACAGCUUUGCUCAGUCUCGGCCGGCGUACGGACCUAGUCACUUCUCAUCUAGCGCCAGUAUGAGAUCAAGGGCAUCCGGAAGCUCGGCAUCGGGCUCAGUCAUCCGACUGGCAACCCGAACAGACUCGACCGAUUUGCCGUACGUGUUAACCCUGAGGGAAACAACAUAG